GGGUCCGCUUCUUCAUCCCCGGAGUCGAUCCCCUUCCGCCUCAGUGCGGACCCCAGGCGGGGACACCCCGUAUUGGAAGCCCCCAGACCUCCGUGCACCUGGCUCAACCGGAGUCCUCCGUGUCGGGGCAGGGCAGGUCCGCCGGCGGCGAGCCGGAGCCAGCCCUACGCCCCGGCCCCACCGAACCCUCGGAGCCCACCCAUGGGUCCCCGGCUCCGCGCUCCUCCUCGCCCGGUCGCGCUCAGCCCAGCUCCGGCCGCCGAGCGCAGGAGGAUCCGUACGCAGUGACCCUGGAGGCCCCGCAGACGCCCGAAGACUCGGCGCCCGGAGCGGCAGGCGGUUCUCCGCACCUCCAGGAGCUUCCAGGCAGCCCUCCAAGCCGUGCUCGGGGCCCGGCCCGCUGUUCCCAGCCCCGAGCCAUGAUGAAGACGUUGUCCAGCGGGAACUGCACGCUGAAUGUGCCUGCCAAGAACUCCUACCGCAUGGUGGUGCUGGGUGCCUCCCGCGUGGGCAAGAGCUCCAUCGUCUCCCGCUUCCUCAAUGGCCGCUUUGAAGACCAGUACACGCCUACCAUUGAGGACUUUCAUCGCAAGGUGUACAACAUCCACGGCGACAUGUACCAGCUGGACAUCCUGGACACCUCUGGCAACCAUCCGUUCCCUGCCAUGCGCCGGCUGUCCAUCCUCACAGGAGACGUCUUCAUCCUGGUGUUCAGCCUCGAUAGCCGGGAGUCCUUCGACGAGGUCAAGCGGCUCCAGAAACAGAUCCUGGAGGUCAAGUCUUGCCUGAAGAAUAAGACCAAGGAGGCAGCAGAGCUGCCCAUGGUGAUCUGUGGAAACAAGAAUGACCACGGUGAGCUGUGCCGCCAGGUCCCUGCCGUGGAGGCCGAGCUGCUGGUCUCUGGUGAUGAGAAUUGCGCCUACUUCGAGGUGUCGGCAAAGAAGAAUACGAACGUGAACGAGAUGUUCUAUGUGCUGUUCAGCAUGGCCAAGCUGCCCCACGAGAUGAGCCCGGCGCUGCACCAUAAGAUCUCUGUGCAGUACGGCGAUGCCUUUCACCCCCGGCCUUUCUGCAUGCGCCGCACCAAGGUCGCAGGCGCCUACGGCAUGGUCUCACCCUUCGCCCGCCGCCCCAGUGUCAACAGUGACCUCAAGUACAUCAAGGCCAAGGUCCUACGGGAGGGCCAGGCCCGCGAGAGGGACAAAUGCAGCAUCCAGUGAGAGGCGGGGACAUCAGGGAGGGGCUUGGGCAGUGCCUUAAAGGGAGGUGGUUGAGGAUUCCCACUGCCCACAUCCCACUGGGAGCCCUAGGUGUGUACACUGUGUUAGCCACCUCCUGUGAGUUCUUAUGUCUGUGGCUUCUCUGUGGGAGGACAGAGACACAUCUGGGGACAUGUCAACACUCACGCCGAGACAAGCUUUCAGUGUCCUAACAGUGGGAGGAAUGCAGAAAGGCCAGGAGUCCUGCGUCAGAGCAAGCUGCUCAGUACAAGUCACAGGAUGAGAAUGUCUUAGCUGGAUGUCCCAGCCAGAUUCCCUGGUGGCCUGUGCUCCCUCUCUGUGGACCGGCCUGGUCUCUAUGCCCCUGGAGAAACCACCCUCCUGGGUCUUCAGCUCCUACACUCUGGCCCAGCUGUGUACACCCACCCCCCCCAACUUAACCACUGGCCACUCUGACACUGAGGAGAGAGAGAGAGAGAGAGAGAGAGAGAGAGAGAG
This is a messenger RNA of Acomys russatus (golden spiny mouse), 1718 nucleotides long. RefSeq names its product RASD family member 2 (gene Rasd2). The transcript is spliced from 3 exons. NCBI's taxonomy places the organism in Eukaryota, Metazoa, Chordata, Mammalia, Rodentia, Muridae. Gene Ontology annotation, molecular function: GTPase activity; GTP binding. The coding region runs from base 420 to 1220 and encodes 266 amino acids. The record is from RefSeq and is a predicted model, not a curated record.